UGUUUAACAAGGAAUUGUCACUGAAUCGAACGCAAGGUUUUAUUUGUUUUUACUCCUGCAAGUUAUUGCAUCAUUCUUUGAUUCAAUGUAGAAUUCAUUUUGCAAAGAUAACAGUGCAAAUUACAAGUAUAUUCUUGUAGAACGCAAAGUUUUUAUUAAAAUCUAGAUAAAAAAUAAUAUUCUUCUUAAUAAGUUCAUCUUAAAAAAGGUUAAAUUCCACGAAGAAUCUGAAUCAUCAGUAAUUACGCUUUCUGUCAAAAGCUACGCAUUGCUGAUAGACUUAAAGCGUCAUUAUUUGAUUGGACUUAUUGCAUCAAGUGUACCAAUAAAAAGUUUCUUUGUCAACACCAGUAUUUGUAAUAAAAAAAACGAAAGCAGAUGGCUCCAAAAAAUAAAGAGAAUCCUUCGAAUAGAAAAAAAAGGUCUUCUGAGGAUGAUGAUGAUGUUGAUUACCGUCGAAGACGAGACAGAAAUAACCAGGCAGUAAAACGCUCCAGAGUUAAAAGCAAGUUACGAACUCAACAAACUCUAGAACGUGUCAAUCAGCUCAAGACAGAAAAUGAGUUACUAGAAGAAAAGAUUAAGAUGCUGACGAAGGAGUUGGGAUUUUUGAAGGAUUUAUUUUUAGCACAUGCUGGUUCUAAUCAACACACCUCAUUCAAUCUCCAAGACAUUGAUUUGAAUGCACUUUUGGCAAAUGACUCGGAUGAGACGAAUCAUCCAAAGAGUUCGAAGGUUGAGACGUAAAGGAUGUAUUGUAAAAAAUUAAUGAAACAGCUUGAAAAUAAUUGAAUUUUCUCAUGUCUCAUCAUGUGACUUAAAUGACUCUACUUUAUGUGAGAAAUUGUGCAUCUUGAAACGAUGCCAAUUUCGGUGAUGAGCUUGGCACUGCGUGUAUGAUUAGUUUUUUUGUA
This is a messenger RNA of Chelonus insularis, 914 nucleotides long. It is a transcript of the gene Irbp18, whose product is annotated as CCAAT/enhancer-binding protein gamma-like. Gene Ontology annotation, biological process: DNA-templated transcription; regulation of transcription by RNA polymerase II. The transcript has 4 exons. Gene Ontology annotation, molecular function: RNA polymerase II cis-regulatory region sequence-specific DNA binding; DNA-binding transcription factor activity, RNA polymerase II-specific. The record is from RefSeq and is a predicted model, not a curated record. The coding region runs from base 379 to 747 and encodes 122 amino acids. NCBI's taxonomy places the organism in Eukaryota, Metazoa, Arthropoda, Insecta, Hymenoptera, Braconidae.